AUGGCGCAGCCGAAAAAUUGGCCAGCAGGGCUCGUUUACCUCGCGGCGCCGUCACACUCACGGUUACUAAGCCCAUCACAAAAGCUCGCAAUCGCCCAGAAGACGCCAGAGCUGCGGGAGAUUCCCGCUCAAGACACGAUACUACCGAGUCCUCUGGUCAAGAUCACACCCAUCACGGAUGACAAACAUCCGGCAAAGGGCCAGUGCGGACUCUUCGCCGCGAAGCAUCUCAAGCCUGGGACCUUCGUCCUACCGUAUCUUGGAACGGUACAUCCGGACUCUCCCUCCAAGUCCGACUACGAUCUCUGGCUCGACCGGGACGCCGAGAUCGCCGUGGAUGCGGACAAGGGCGGCAACGAGGCGAGAUUCAUCAACGACUACAGGGGCAUAGGGGAGCGGCCCAACGCUGAGUUUCGUGAGGUUUGGAGCUGUAAGUUCCGGCAACGAUGCAUGGCUGUCUUUGUGCUGCCGGAGAGGAAGGAUGGUCGGGGAAAAGGCGGCGUUGCCAAGGGGGAGGAGAUUUUGGUCAGCUACGGGAAGGGUUUUUGGGGUCAUCGAAAGCCAGAGGAGUAG
Messenger RNA from Colletotrichum karsti, 573 nucleotides. Its product is annotated as SET domain-containing protein. Gene Ontology annotation, molecular function: protein binding. The record is from RefSeq and is a predicted model, not a curated record. NCBI's taxonomy places the organism in Eukaryota, Fungi, Ascomycota, Sordariomycetes, Glomerellales, Glomerellaceae. Bases 1 to 573 code for a protein of 190 amino acids. The transcript has a single exon.